This is a messenger RNA of Vombatus ursinus (common wombat), 1630 nucleotides long. Its product is annotated as zinc finger protein 883-like. Gene Ontology annotation, molecular function: DNA-binding transcription factor activity, RNA polymerase II-specific; RNA polymerase II cis-regulatory region sequence-specific DNA binding. The record is from RefSeq and is a predicted model, not a curated record. Gene Ontology annotation, biological process: regulation of transcription by RNA polymerase II. The coding region runs from base 752 to 1630 and encodes 292 amino acids. NCBI's taxonomy places the organism in Eukaryota, Metazoa, Chordata, Mammalia, Diprotodontia, Vombatidae. The transcript has 3 exons.
GGUCCUUUCCAACUCUAAAUUUAUGAUACUAAGAAUCCUAAUUUCAUAAGUCAAUUUGGUAGUAGGGAGGACCGUUUUCUAGAUACUUAGGAAUCCACUCUGUGUAAGGAAGACAGUGAUCCUCAUUUGGGAAUUUCAGGUCAGGAUUUCCUUACGUUUCUUUCUCCUUCAGCUCUUCCUACUCCCUAGAUUCCUAUCUUUCCCAAAGAGAAGAUCCAAGAAGACCAGGAGAAGGUGGUCAUGCCUCUGAUGGCCAAGGUCUUGGAUUCAAGACUACAAUUGUGAAUGAUGAAAGAACUCAAAAGCAGGAAAUUUCUGAAGAAGUAAAAUUCCAGGAAAUAACAGCUAAAGGACUCCAAAGAAAUAUUUUGCUGGUACCUGAAUUAGGAAUAAUCUGUGAGUGGGAGAAAAGAUUAAAAGAGCAACAAAGAAAUGAACAAUGGAAGAAAGCAAGAAAAGAAGAGCGAGAUUUCAUACAUUGCAUAGUUAAGGAUAAGAAGACUCCAGAGAAGAAAGGGGUCAAAAAUGUGAGGAGAUUGAGGAAGGCUUUAAUUUCAUUUCUAAUCCUGCUAUAAAUCAAAGAAUUUCUAGAUGCCAGAGAGACUAUGAGUGUGAAGCAUGUGGAACACAGUUCAACCAGAGUCUUCAUCUUCUCAGUCAUAAGAAAAUUCACAGUAGCAAGCGUCCAUAAAAGUGUAAUGAUUGUGGGGCACUCUUCAGUUACUGGCCCCCCCUGCUGGUACAUGAGAGAAUGCAUACUGGGGAGAAACCCUGUGAGUGUAGUGAGUGUGACAAAGCCUUCACUAAUAAGAGCAACCUUGUUGAUCAUCAGAGGAUUCACACUGCAGAAAAACUGUAUGAAUGUGACGAUUGUGGGAAGACUUUAUUUUUGAGGAAAAGUUUCAUUGAGCAUCAGAAGGUCCACAACUGGGAGAAAGCAUAUAAAUGUAAUGAGUGUGAUAAGAUCUUUAGUUACAGAUCAAAACUUCUGGUACAUCAGAGAAUCCACACUGGAGAGCAACCCUAUGAAUGUGAUGAUUGUGAUAAAGCCUUCACUAGUAAGAGAAACCUUCUUGAUCAUCAAACAAUCCAUAUUGGGGAAAAACCCUAUCAGUGUAAUGAGUGUGGAAAAUUUUUCAAACAUAGCUCAGUUCUUAUUUGCCAUCAGAGGAUCCAUACAGGGGAAAAGCCUUUUGAAUGUAAGGAAUGUAACAAAACUUUCAAAUGUAGUUCAAUUCUUACUUGUCAUCAGAGGAUCCACACUGGGGAGAAACCCUUUAAAUGCAAUGAAUGUGAAAAAACUUUCAAACGCAACUCAGAUCUUACUUGCCAUCAGAGGAUUCACACUGGAGAGAAACCCUUUAAAUGUAGAGAGUGUGGGAAAACAUUCAAACGCAGCUCAGAUCUUACUUGCUAUCAGAGGAUCCAUACUGGAGAGAAACCUUAUAUGUGUAAUGUGUGUGGAAAAGCCUUUGCUACUAAACCAAAUCUUACUGGCCAUCAGAGAAUUCAUACUGCAACAAAACCGUAUGAAUGUAUUAAGUGUGGAAAGGCCUUUAAAUAUAGCCAAAACCUUGCUGCACAUCAGAAAAUUCACACAAGGGAGAAAACUUUAAAAUAUUAUGAAUAA